AAUUUUUUCGAUCAUAAUUUUAUGAUUUUGUCAAGUGCUGACAACAAUGCCGUCCCCCGGUAUCUUACUGGGGCUGUUGUUGAUUUUCGGCUCGUCGACAGGAAUCUUUGGAUAUGACUACUAUGAUGAGUAUUAUUAUAAUGAUGACGAACCACGAGAGAUUUCAAAGGAGCAAAUCAAAGCGAUACAGUCCGUCAUGGAUGCAGUGCUGAAUCAAAAUAUCGAAAGAGUUGAUAACAGAACGUCUAAAGAGCUUAAAGCUCUAUCAAGUCGGUGUGUCAACUAUGUAGAUUCGUUCUCCAAAUCUUGCGAAGCAAUUAACUGUGAAACCGGGAAUCUGUUUGAUAAGAUAAAAGGAGGAAUAACGAAACUGACGAAAAAGGUUAUAGGAAAGGCCAAAGAUUUCUUGAAGAAGGGACUGAAGGCGAUCUUCAGGUUUAGAGAAAGGCGGGUGUUCAAAGGAAUAAGAAAAGGCAUCCGAAAAAUUACAAGAAAAAUUCGCAGAAUAGUGCGACUCCCACGGGUCAGGGUACGGGUACGCCGGGCACUCAGAAGAAUAGGGAGGAGUGUGAGGAAAAUCAGUGGGAAGGUCCGCAGAUUAGUGCGCCGCGUGAGGGUGAGAGUUAGACUUCCACGGAUCAGACGUAUCGUUCGGGUCAGGGUCAGACUCGGGAGAUGGCGAGGGCGAAGGUGGGGAAAGAAGAAGCGAUCGACAUGCAGUGAAUGUUCACGAAUGUCCGAUUUGAGCGAGGAACUACUCGUGGAAAGAAUGUGUCCAUAUUUGAAGAAAGCUGAGCAGAGAGCGACGAGUACCAUGGCUUUCCUGUCCAAACUGUUGUCAGAAAUGGAAGAGGGAUACCCCGCUAUUCAAAAAAUCUUGCAUUAUGAAAACACGUCAGACGAAGCAAAAGUAACGAUGACUGUAAAGGAAGGAAGAACCAGCUAUGUGAUACGGAAUUUCAGCAGAAUCAGCAACAGGCGAGCGGGGGGAAUCUUAGCCCGGUACAUUUUCAGGAGAGCAACGACUGGUGCUUAAAAAGCAAUGUGUGAAAAUAGAUAUCAAUUAAAAUAAAAAUGAAAACGAAUAUCA
Messenger RNA from Saccostrea cuccullata (small rock oyster), 1090 nucleotides. RefSeq lists its product as uncharacterized. The transcript has 6 exons. The record is from RefSeq and is a predicted model, not a curated record. NCBI's taxonomy places the organism in Eukaryota, Metazoa, Mollusca, Bivalvia, Ostreida, Ostreidae. The coding region runs from base 47 to 1036 and encodes 329 amino acids.